This is a messenger RNA of Diabrotica balteata, 935 nucleotides long. NCBI's taxonomy places the organism in Eukaryota, Metazoa, Arthropoda, Insecta, Coleoptera, Chrysomelidae. The record is from the annotation of a GenBank genome assembly.
CACGGACAGAAUGUUAGUCGGUGAUUACUAUUAAAAUUCUAAUUAUAUAUUGCAAAUGGUUUCCGAUCAAAGAUAAGUCAAUAAAUAUUUUGGCAAUAUGACAUGUGCUAUUGUUUGUGAUAUUUUAGUGAUUAUGUGUUUUGUGCAAUAUGUUUUAGCUACGAAUACCAUAAAUAAUAAUCUACAGCAAAGUUUUGGUGUGGAACCAGAACAGGAUUUUCCUUAUCAAGUAUCGGUCCAUCUGAAUUAUAACAACCAAUUUGUAUGUGGAGCAGCAGUAAUCGCUGAAGAUCAAGUACUUACUUUGGCGCAUUGUCUUUAUUACGAUUGGGGAGGUCUUUUGCCACCUAUAAUAAUAUCUGUUAAUAGCGGCGGAAGAAUUUUGAAUACCGAGGAGUAUGAAUCUUUUUCUGUAUCUGAUAUAAGAUUUCAUAAAAAGUUCAAUACUGCUGAGAUGAAAUAUGAUUUAGCCGUAAUAGAUAUACCAGUUAAGUUGAUGUCAAAAAACUCACCCAUCAGACCUAUAAGGUUACAAAGUGAUUCGAUGCCUCCUAGUUACGACAGCUGUGUAGCUAUAGGAUGGAAUAACGUUUCUACUAAUCAAGAGGUAAUAAAUGUGGUAUUGACUAAUUGUAACAUUGAAACAUCAACAAAAAUGUGCGCAAAGAAUAAGGCGGAGAAUGAAACUUUAUGUAAUAUGGUUCCAGGCAGUUUGUUGGUAUGCAAUGCUACUCUGGUAGGUAUUUUGUCCGUAAUACCGGAGUGUGGUUCCACCAACCAAAUAUCUCUUUUUGAGAAUGCUAGAUAUGCUAAAGAUUUAUUGAUAUCAUCCGCUUCCCCUAUAGCCGUAGUAUUUCCAUCAAUAUUAAUAUGGAUUUGCAGUAUUCUAACGUUAUUUAUAAAUGCUUUUAUACAAUAAAUGAUUUAAAUCAAUU